GCUUACUGCGCAUGUACUUACCGGUGAAAGAGACAUGGCAAGUGUUUCGACUGCUUCUUGUUGUUGACUAUUUUUUUAUAGAUAGCAAGUUACUCAAAAAUUAUCUGAAAGACAUGAUGACGCAUACAUUAAAUAAUAAUUUGUGAAACUUAUUUUAUGUAACUGAUCGCCAUAAUAAUCGUAAAUUAUGUCGAACACACGGGAAGCAGAGGUACAAAACCUCAAAGAACGUGGAAACGCAUGUGUGAAAGAACAAAAGUAUGAAGAGGCUAUGUUCCAUUACACUCAUGCCAUUAAACUAGAUCCACAGAAUUAUUCCUUGUACAGUAAUCGAUCAUUCGUGUUUUUAAAACUACAGCAAUAUCAUUUUGCAAUGGAAGAUGCAUUAAUGACAAUUCAAUUAAAACCUGAUUGGACCAAGGGUUAUUUCAGGAAAGCUGAAGUGGAAUCACAAACUUUUCGCCUCAGUGAAGCACUUCAAUCUUACAAUAAAGCUUUAUCUCUUCAACCAAAUGAACCAACAAUUUUAGAGGCAAUGAACAGAGUAUCACAAUUACUAAUUAAAGACAAACGAGCUGAUCAACAGAUACCUUGGCUCGGUGCUGGUGUUGGUAUCAUACUUGGAGUAAUAGUUGUAAUUGCUGACUAUGUUUUUACAAAUAAACCUACAUUAACGCAUCCUCUUUUAAUGGCCUUAUUAACAAUGUCUAUAGCAAUGCUGGGUUUUGGCAUUGCAAAGGGGUUCCGGUAUUUUGUAAAAUGUCAAAGAAAAUCACUUUUGGAACCUCCAGUGGAUCUCUUUGGUGAUAAUAAAGAAGAAUUUGAUGAUGUUGAAACUGAGAUGAAUAACGAAAAAGAGAAACAUCCAAAAUACAGUAAAGCUCAAGCACGACAAAGAUUCAAAAAAGGAAAAUCAUAGUGUGCUUUGAUACUAAUGUUAUUAUUAGACAUGCGUUUUUAUGUAAAUUUUAAAUUCAGACACUUUUUAGCAUCUCAGGAAAGCACUAAAUGUUUAUGAUCAAUGUUAUUACAUUAACUGAAGAUUAUAUUGAUACUGUUUAUAUUUUAUACUUCAGUUAUUGUUAAAUGAUGUUAAAAUACUGACAAUGAUGACCAUGUGCCAGAAUUUUUCUGUAUUUACUUGUAUUUUAUGUUUAGAAAUUUUUAUAUUGAACAUUUCCUACUUAACAAUUGAAUCCAUUAGUUAUAAAUUUAAUUUGUAAUUUGAGAUAUAUCACAAGAAAUAAGGCUGCGAUGAUAAUAUAAUUACUGGUAAGUUAUGUAGUACAAAUGUUUCUAAAUUCCAAAUCAUAAGAAAAACUUCAAUAUAAAUAUUUAAAAAUAUGAAAUGUUUCAAUUUUGAUAAAAACUGGCAAACAGUAAUUUAUGCUAUUCAGAACUUCAUUAUGGUUAUAUUGUAGGAUCAAAUAAUUUAAUCAUACACCUGAUGCAUACAACGAAUAUUCUAUUUAAUCAAAAGAAUGAUUGCUUACAUUCAAUUUUUUACACUCACGAUAAAAAAAAAUUAAACAUAAUCAAUUACCUAAAAAGUAUUUAAUUUCUGGUAAGAUACAAUAACUAAUAAGAAAACAGAAGUUCUUAAUAUAUAGACUUAUAUACUUAUGCAAUAAAACAUUAUUUAAAUUUUAAAUUUUAUAUACAUUAUAUACUAUGCCUUUAUUGCAAGUAUGAAUGUGCAUAAGUUAAUAUACAAUUGAUGAUAUCAAAUUUUCCAAAUACUUAUACGUAUCUUUCACUUCAAUGAUUUUAGUAGUUUAGUACUCUUGUUAAUAUCAAAGAAUUUUUAAUCUCAUUAAAUUACUUCUACAUAAAAACUCAAGUACAUAGAUUACACAUAGAAGUACAUAUAGAAAAACAUGAAUAUAUAAUAGUAACAUUUACAAGCAUGAAUAUUUAAAUAUUCUGUGCAAAUGUUUAAACUGAUUUGAAAUAGAUUAGAUUAAAGUAUUGAAAUUUGUUCACAUUUUUGCGUAAGCUAAACUAUUAUAAAUUAUUACACUAUGUUAUGAUCAUUUACAAAUUGAUUAUUUUCUUAUAUGUCAUGUUAAAAUUGAUCGUCUUAAAUAUUUACGCAUUGUCACUAACAUCCCAAUACGUUUUCAUAAAGAUAUGUAAUUAAAAAUUACAUAUUAAUGAACAUAUUUUACUUAAUCGCAACACAUAUAUCGUAUUCAGUACGGCAAACAUUAUAUUAAACUCUUGCAUUUAUAAUUCGUUUAUGUAACUGAAUUAUCAUAUUAAUUCAAAUGUAACGAAUCAAUAUCCUAGUAAAUGCAUGUUAAAUCUCUUCUAAAUUAAUUAUUAACAAUAUACAUUAUUCAAUUAUAUAAAUUUUAUAUACAUGAGAAUACAUUUCCGUAUAAACUUAUAAAAUUGUUGACAAGAUUGAAAGAGAAUAUAAAAAAACAAAGUUUUUAUAUCAAAUAUAAUAAGUAUAUUGUAUAUAUAUUUAACAAUAUUGUACAAAAAUUAUUUGUAUGAAUUCUUCAAAUAAAGUUGUAAUACAUUUAAAUUAUACAAAUUGAAAUACAAAGGGGUACAUGCUAUGUAUUUGUCUUAAUGAAAGAUGUUAGUGAUAACACGUUUUUUUUCUCAACCGCAUUGGCUGUGCGCCAGGUGCUCGAGACUUAGUUAUCCGUAGAUCACUAAGAGCUCGUUAAGUGUAAAUUCAAAUGUACAAGCUGUUACAUACUAACAAUAAGUACAUACUCUUUCUAAUUAUUUACGAUUUCAAAUUUUCCAACUAUGAAUAUGUAUGAUAUUUCUGUUAAUAUAAAACUUUUGAAUGAAUUGUAGAAUAUUAUAUACCAAAAUUAUUAGCAUACAUCUUUUUCAAUAAAUAUCAAAUUUGUACAUGCUUAUACAUGAUUAUAAAAAGUAAUAUAACGGCGCGAUAGAUCCAGAAAGAUAGCGCCAGAAAGUUAAUGAG
This is a messenger RNA of Heterotrigona itama, 2950 nucleotides long. The record is from the annotation of a GenBank genome assembly. NCBI's taxonomy places the organism in Eukaryota, Metazoa, Arthropoda, Insecta, Hymenoptera, Apidae.